Molecule: messenger RNA, 477 nt
Organism: Pisolithus orientalis
Lineage: Eukaryota; Fungi; Basidiomycota; Agaricomycetes; Boletales; Pisolithaceae
Product: DUF866-domain-containing protein
Exons: 6
Coding region: 1-477 (158 amino acids)
Molecular function (GO): zinc ion binding
Source: RefSeq, a predicted model, not a curated record
AUGGUACGCUUGAAGUUGGAGAUCCAAGCAGACCUAGAGAAUGUCACGGAUCUGAGACCCUCUUCCAACGAUUUUGAUUUCUUCUUCAAGGUCACCUGUACUUCUUGUCAUGAGAUGCACCCAAAGCCCGUGUCGGUUAAUCGUGCGCAAGAGCGCGAGGUUAGCGGAGGCAAGCACGCCACCGCCCAUUUCGUUUGGCGUUGUGGAAACUGCAAACGAGAAAGCUCUGCAAAGUUUGACCCCUCCGCUGCUGUUCGUCCCUAUAGCGAUUCUGGUAACUUUGCGGAACUUCUUGUGAUCGAGUGCAGGGGUUUGGAAUUUGUUGGUUUUGAUCCUAGGGGGACUUGGGCAUGCAACGGCACUAAGGGCCAAUCAUUUGAAGUGGAAUUCCAGGACAACGACUGGGUAGACUACGACGAGAACGCACGCCUCCCUGUCCAGAUCAAUUUCAAAGGGAGUCGAUGGAGUAGGGCGUAA